This is a messenger RNA of Xiphophorus couchianus (Monterrey platyfish), 7805 nucleotides long. It is a transcript of the gene dennd4c, whose product is annotated as DENN/MADD domain containing 4C. Gene Ontology annotation, biological process: regulation of Rab protein signal transduction. The record is from RefSeq and is a predicted model, not a curated record. Gene Ontology annotation, cellular component: ESCRT I complex; cytoplasmic vesicle. The transcript has 34 exons. Lineage: Eukaryota; Metazoa; Chordata; Actinopteri; Cyprinodontiformes; Poeciliidae. Gene Ontology annotation, molecular function: protein binding. The coding region runs from base 262 to 5994 and encodes 1910 amino acids.
GAGGGGCGUUUAGGAAGAAAGAUCGCCUACAAAACUAUCAGCGCAGUCACAAAACAUGGCGCCUACCUCCGCCGACAACUUCAGAUGAAAGUGUGAGAAGAAGUGGGCUGCAAACUUUGAUAGGAGUACAAGAACCAGCAUCGACUUGUCUCUGCGCACAAAGUCCUCGUCGAAACGGAAUACAUAAAGCGGUGAAACAGCAAGUUGCCUACAUGUCAACAUAGUCUCCUGUUGCAGCGUAAACAGCUGGUACGCCCAGCCAUGAUCGAGGACAAGGGUCACCGUGUGACCGACUACUUUGUGGUGGCGGGCCUGACUGACAAGCCCACGCCCCUGGAGCAGGACCUGUCAGAAACCAAGUCCGGCGGGCCAAAGGCGCCCAUCACCGACCUGGCUGUCAUUAACAGGUCCGCCGGUGAAACUGCCCCGGAGGGCUUCACCUGCAUCGAGACCACCUACAGCGGCCAGCCGGCCAACCUCAACCAUGGCAGCCUCAAGAGUCCAGAGCUCUUCCUGUGCUACAAAAGGGUUCGGGGGAAACCGCCGCUCAUUGACAUAGGAGUGCUGUAUGAGGGCAAGGACCGUCUGAUCCAGGGCUGCGAGGUCAUCCAGGCCACGCCGUACGGACGCUGCGCCAACGUCAACAACAGCUCUGCCAACUCGCAGCGCAUCUUCGUCACUUUGCGCCGAGCCCCUCCGGUCCAGCCUCAGAAUUCCCUGGCAGUGACAGACAUCUGCGUGAUCAUCACCAGCAAGGGCGAGACACCGCCACACACCUUCUGCAAAGUGGACAGGAACCUGAACUGUGGCAUGUGGGGUUCCAAUGUGUUCCUGUGUUACAAGAAAUCGGUAUCGGCGUCCAACUCUAUAAGUUACAAAGCAGGUUUAAUCUUUCGUUACCCCGAAGAGGACUAUGAAUCUUUUCCUCUGUCGGAGUCUGUACCUCUUUUCUGUUUGCCAAUGGGUUCCAAGAUUGAAUGCUGGGCGCCGAACACCCGCGACCCUCUGCCGGUUUUCUCUACGUUUGUCCUAACCAUCUCUUCUGGUGAAAAGGUUUACGGAUCAGCCAUCCAGUUCUACGAACCGUACUCUGUUGAUCUUCUGAGCGAGAAGCAGAAGAUCCAGCUGGGUCUGCUCACCGCUGUGGAGAAGAAGAUGAUCCCCAACCGCUCCGUAAACACCAACAAAUGCAUCUGUCUGCUGUCCCGCUGGCCCUUCUUCGAAUCGUUCCGCAAGUUCCUGAUGUUUAUCUACAAGCUCUCGGUCUCAGGCCCACAUCCACUGCCCAUUGAAAAGCACAUCUCGCACUUCAUGCACUAUGUGUCAUUUCCUUCCCCUCAAAGGCCCAGAAUCCUUGUCCAGCUCUCGGCACAUGACACUUUGAUACUGUCUCAGCCCGUGUGUACUCCCUUACCCCUCAGUGGGGCAGAUUACGGCACUUUGCUGAUGAAUCUGGGUGCAGAAAACUGCGCCACGCUGCUGCACUUUGUCCUGCUGGAGAGCAAGAUUCUGCUUCACUCGCUGAGGCCCGCCGUGCUCACCGGAGUGGCUGAGGCUGUGGUAGCUAUGAUCUUCCCCUUCCAGUGGCAGUGCCCCUACAUCCCGCUGUGCCCCCUGUCUCUGGCAGGCGUCCUCAACGCGCCAUGUCCUUUCAUUGUUGGUGUCGACUCGCGCUACUUUGACCUGUACGACCCCCCGCCAGAUGUUGUCUGUGUGGACCUGGACACCAACACCAUCUAUCUGUCGGAUGAGAAGAAACACAGCAACUGGAAGUACCUCCCAAAGAAGCCCUGCAAGAGUCUGAUCAACUCGCUGAGCAACUUGCACCACCAGCUGGUCACAGUGGCAGUUCGCCAAACUCCACACGAGGACUCGGCUUUGGACCUGACCCCCAUCGACGCGGACUUCACCUGGCACAAGAAGAAGAUGUCCCUGGAGAUGGAGAUCCAGGAAGCCUUCCUACGGUUCAUGGCCUCCAUCCUGAAGGGCUACCGCUCCUACCUCAAACCCAUCACCCAGGCACCCUCUGAGAAGGCCACGGCCGCGGACUCCCUUUACGACCUGCAAGGUUUCCUAAAAAGCAGAGACCGCGCCCAUCAGAAGUUUUACUCCCAGCUCACAAAGACCCAGAUAUUCAUCCGUUUUAUCGAGGAAUGCACCUUCGUCAGCGACAAAGACACCGGCCUGGCCUUUUUCGAUGACUGUGUGGAGAAGCUUUUUCCCUUUGAUAAAAUCAACGACAAGAGUACCAAGGUUGAAGGAGAUUCAUCUGAGGACACCAAACUGCUGGAGCUGGAUGAGUCUCAGAAGAGCGAGCACACGGUUUUCGUAAUGCCUCCAGAGCCUCUGGCCGACAACGGAUCUGAACCCGCCCCUCAAUACACAUAUAAAGGUUUCCCCAGACUGCAGCUGAGUCUGUUUGACCGGCCCAGAGAGUUGCGUCCUGCGCUGAGCACCAGAGCAGCGGGGGCCAGUCUGUCCAGCAGCCCUGCACUGCUGGCUAAGAGAACCAAGCAGGAGAUUAAGCUGGCCUACAAGCUGGCGAAGCGUUUCUACUCCAACCCGCCGCAGUGGGCGCGCUGCCUGUUCAGCCACUGCUACAGUAUGUGGUUCAUCUGCCUGCCUGCAGGUGUGCGGCUGGCCAAGUCCAAGAGCCGAGCCAUGCAGCAGGCCUACAACGUGCUGCUGAAGAUGAGGGCCACUGAGGUGGAGAUUCUGGACGAGGUGUGCUACAGAGUGGUGAUGCAGCUCUGCGGUGUGUGGGGUCUCCCUGUUAUGGCUGUGCGAGUCCUGGUAGAGAUGAAAAAAGCCGGAGUUCAUCCGAACGCCAUCACAUACGGAUACUAUAACAAGGCCGUCCUGGAAAGCCCCUGGCCGAGUCGAAACCGCAGCGGCCUCUUCAUGUGGACCAAGCUGCGUAACGUCGUUCGUGGAGUGGCCCAGUUCAAGCAAAUCCAAAAUCACACAUUGUCCAAGAAGAAGACGCCCACGAUAACGACCACAGCUGCACCAGGAGAAGAGUCCGGAGUCACAGAUGCUGAUAAUCUGAGCCACGGAAGCGCUCACAGCUCCAAUGAAGUGAACGGCGAGGAGCACAACGAGGACACAGCAGACGGCUGCAACACAGGAAGACAGUCUGACCAAGGAUACGGUUCUAAGGAUGAGCUGCACCAGGAGCUGGCAGAGCCUUCACCUACAGAAGAGCAUUCAGCUGGCCAGAGAAACUCUGAUGAAAAGACCCUUAAUGGUGGCGACAUUGCAGGCUCAGUGGACAGUGCAGUGGCAGUGGCAGAGCCCCUCAGUCCUGUUGAUGUCCCUUCACCCGUCCCCAGCAUUGUUAGGCUCUCCACUGGAAGCUUUGAUGGUGGCAGGGAAACCAAACCUGGGAAGCUGUUCCGGAAUCUCAGUAAGACAGAUAGCGUGUCGCUGCCAGAUCCCGACGCCUCGCUGGCGGUGGGGGAAGCCCCGCCACCGUCCCAGCAUCAACGGCAGAAAGCCUUCUUGGAGCGUAGCUGCAGCUUCAGCGCCGAAACCCGCGCUGGGAUGCUCCUGGAGAAAGGUGUGGACCACAUGGCCAGCCAGAUGGGCGCAGACGCCCGCAUCCUGGCCGCAGCGCUCUCAGGGACUCAGAGUCCGCCGCCACACAGCAAGUCCAAAGCACUUUUCGAAGACCUUGAGGAAGAGUCAGGGGACGAUAAAAACCCUUCAAAGGAGGAGGCUAAAGGAGAAGUUAAAAAUGAGGAGACAAAGGUGAAGGUCACUGAGAUCAAGAAGGAGAAAAGAGAGAGGAAGCAGACGGAGUCGCAUGAGGAUGAGUCCGGAGCGCGAGGAGCCACACUGGAGAGGGCCGAUGUGAAGGCGGGGGCCGACCCGCUCUCCCUCAUGGUGUCGGAGAAUGAAGAAUCAGCGUCCAUUAGCAGCCAGGAUCCCCCGCGCUCCGUCCCUACCGUUGUAUCCCGCAACCUGGCCGAGGAAAUCGAAAUGUACAUGAGUCUGAGGAGCCCACUGGGGUCGAAGUCCUCCAGCAUGGAGCUGCAGCAGGGCCAGGGAGACGCCCCCUACGUAAAUCAGCCCGAAAAGCCUCUGGAGCGGAGGCCCAGCCUCCCCGUUCAUCCGGUCAAAAGCGCCGGCAGCUCGCCGGCCGACACGCCCAAACGCAGCCCGAAAACUGUCACUCGCUCCAAGACUUUUGCUGUGAAGAUGAAAACAUCUGCGAGCGCUACGGCGAGCCCCGCCCCUAAAUCCUCCUCGCUCACGGCGCUGGUUAAGUCCUCGCAGGCGGGAUCGCUGGGAUCCGUCAUCAACACCUUUUCAGGCAUUAAAAUGGACUCAUUGCUGUCAGGAGCCAAAAUCGAUGUGCUGAAGUCGAGCAUGAAGCACGCGGCGAAUGUGGGCAGUAAAAUGUGGGGGGCCAUGGCAUCAGCCUUUACUUACUCAGAUGACGAGGAUGAGCAGCCUCAGGGCGUGGGCGGUUUCCCUGGCGGUCUGGAUGAACACAUGUUGUCUUCACAUGAUUUGGCUGAGAGUCCUGAGAAAAGAACAGUCUCCGGUUUGGUUGCUAAUGGCCUUAACCAGAGCAGCACCAGCUUGGGCAGCAGCAGCAGCAGCAGCGAUACGGGCCGAGGGACUCAGCAGACGCAUGCAACUCCAGGUCGCGCGGGCCGGGGCCCCGACUCUGAGCAAAGCUCCUCCCACCACGCCUCCUCCUCCAGCAUCUACCAGAACUGCGCUCUGGAGGUGCUGAUGUCCAGCUGCUCCCAGUGCCACUCCUGCGAGGCUCUGGUGUACGACGAGGAGAUCAUGGCAGGCUGGACGGCGGACGACUCCAACCUGAACACCAACUGCCCGUUCUGCCGGACAGCCUUCCUUCCGCUGCUGCAUGUGGAAUUUCACGACCUCCGCAUGACCCCCGAUUUUUAUAUGAAUCCGAGUGCGUCUGGAGAAAGCAUUCACAGCAACACCGCUCAGCCCACAGCCAGCAGCUUGGCCGACAUAAAGACACCCGACCUCAUCACUUUCUCAGAGGAGACGAAGGAGACGCCGGACAAUCGUCCUGCAGCUCAUAAGAGUCUGGUUCCGGAGCCGGUCCAGUCGGACCCCCUGGGCCUCCUGGUGCACCCGGCAGCAGGGAAGCAGGAGAAAAGCAGCGGGACGUCGCUGACGCGCAGCAACAGCGUUGGGGGUCCGCUGCAGAGCCUGGACUACACCCUGAGACCCGGACACGGCGUCUCCACCACCAGCCUGCCCUGCAGCCUGCACGAAGUGUCGGAUGGCAUUGGCAAAAAACGUCCAAAUCCCAAGCCGGUGUCCGUCCCGUACCUGAGCCCUCUGGUCCUGCGCAAAGAGCUGGAGACCCUGUUGGAGAACGAAGGAGACCAGGUCAUCUACACCCACAAGUUCCUCAGUCAGCAUCCAAUUAUUUUCUGGAACCUGGUGUGGUACUUCCGCCGCCUGGACCUCCCGUCUCACCUGCCGGGCCUCAUCCUGACUUCUGAACACUGCAACAACGGAGUCCAGCUCCCCCUGACGUCGCUGUCUCAGGAUAGUAAGCACGUCUUCGUCCAGCUGCUGUGGGACAACAUCAACCUGCAUCAGGAACCCGAGGAACCGCUCUACCUCCUCUGGAGGACCUUUUUGGAGAAAAAGGGGACUUUAGCUCCAACAGAUCAUCAGGAGAUCCGAACCCUUCUCAACGCCAUCGUUAGAAACAUCCAGACCAACGACGUCUACGGUCCCAUCAACCUGCUGCUGCGGGAGAUCAAACGCCGUCCAGACGGCGUCAAACGGCAAAGGAGUAUUUACAGAGAAAUUCUGUUUCUCUCACUGGUGGCUUUGGGACGAGAGAACAUUGACAUAGAGGCCUUCGACAGGGAGUACCGGCAGGCCUACGACCAGCUGAGCCCGGAGCAGCUAAAGUCUCUGCACCGCAUGGACCGCCCGCCCAGCACCAGCAUCCAGUGGUGUCUGAAAUGUUUUGGCGCCCCUUUCAUCUGAACAACGGUUGCAUCUCGUAGCGUUCUCACUGGUCAUCUGCAGCAGAGGGGAACAGUGAACUUUUUAAGCCUAUCCCUUUGCUGAACAUGGUACUUUAAAGCUGCUUUUUUUUUUCUUGUAUGUUUUCUAGCCAGGGCUUUCGGUUGGAAAUGUUUUUUGCCUCCCGGGACGACGUGAGCCGCGCUUCUUCACACGUGGUGUUCAGAAAUACUCGUUACCUAACAGAACGUUCUGUUUGUCCGCGCCGCAGUCACUUCCUCUGUCCUGUAACUUCUCCCAGAUCAGAUCAGAUGAGACAGAUAUGUCCCAGAGUGCAGAACCAGAGUGUUCUGUAUUUGCACUUUCUAAAGCAGACAAUAACACACAUACUGAGCUCCACCACCUGUUUGUACAUAUUUUUCAUUCAAAUGAGAAAUCUGAAACCAGAGUUGCCUUUUUUGUUGUUGUUGUUGUUUUUGUUCUUUCCAAGUCUUAAUGAAUCCUGGAGAUGUUGAAGUGUACAUAUACAAGCUCGUGUUUGUUUCAGUGACCGAAGCUACAGACAAUCACUAAGUAUCAAUCACUAAAAUGGAUUCACAACAUUCCUGAUCGCCCUGCAGCCAGGAGCAUGUCUUACACCAGUACUGAUCUCUGUAACAACACCCGACUCCUGAACGUAGGAGUGCCACACUACUGAUCCAAAAACAACACAACCAUGCUAAUGCAAGGAAAGCUAAACAGCAGCUCGGUUUGCUUUUAAUAUCUGCCUUUUUUUAACAGGAACUUGCUGCAGUAGUUGCUCUAAAAGGCCUUAUUGUGGUAGAGCUGAUAUGUAGUUGGGCUAUUCUCUCUUUUCUGCAUCAAAUAAAGCCUUCAUGUCUUUCUAAAGUCAAAAUGUAAUGAAUUUCAAAAGUAUUCACACCCUUUGUACUUUUCUUUUUUUUUUUUUUUUUACAUUUGCAUAAAGUAGUCCAUAAUUGAGAAGUGGAAGGAAAAUGGUGCAUGGUUUUCAAAAUGUUCUUUUUUAAAAUUAAAUUCUGUAAAUUGCUGCAUUAGUAUUAAAUUAAAGCUGAAUUAAACCUGUGCAUCCUUUUUCUUUUACUUCACAUAUAUGACCUCUUUCUGCUGGUCUAUCACUCGACAUUUAAAUGAAAUGAUUUUAAGUUUGCCGUUGUGAUGAGACAAAUUCUCCCACCAGGCGCUCUGCUCACACACAGACUGGACGUCAUUUUAGUCGGUCCAACCCCUUUUUGAAAGUAGCUGCGGAAACCAGAACUUGUUGAUUACUGCCGACACUCUGCCAGGAGACUCUGAGGUGACAUUCCACUAAAUGCUGAAGCAUGAGGUAAAUCAGAUUAGUGCUGUGAUGACCUGUUGGGAAAUGGGCCUUAGAUUGAACUAUUUUUAGAUUUGAGUUGGGAGCUUGACUUGUACAGAAGAAAUCAUGUAAAUUAUUCCAUUUGCACUGCAUAGAGUGAGAUCUGAACUUGGCCCAUUGUGAUGAUAAGAUUAAGCCACAUCAUAGAGCAAACAAAAAGGAAAAAAAAAAAUCUUGAUUAUUUAUUUUUGUAUUAUUCACAUUUGGAUUGCAGACGGUUUGGUAAUGUAGAAUUUUUAUAACUAACAGCAUCCUGUUCCCUUUAAAUGUAUCUGUAAAGGGGGUUCCAUCCUGUACUAACUAUGUAAAUUAGUUUUUCUUGGUUGUACAGAGAAGACUUUUCUUUUUUUAAAUAACAAAUGAAAGUGAUCUCUUACCAUCCUGUGGAAAGGAAAUGAAUGUCUGUCCUUAAAAGCGCUGCAAUAAAUGAGUUUGUGAACUGAUUGGAAACAAA